Varanus komodoensis (Komodo dragon) is the source of this 5701-nucleotide messenger RNA. RefSeq names its product transmembrane protein 168 (gene TMEM168). The record is from RefSeq and is a predicted model, not a curated record. The coding region runs from base 709 to 2808 and encodes 699 amino acids. The transcript is spliced from 4 exons. NCBI's taxonomy places the organism in Eukaryota, Metazoa, Chordata, Lepidosauria, Squamata, Varanidae.
UCAAACUAAAAUUAAUAGAAAUCAUCAAGUUUAUUUAAAAAGUUCUGCAGCUGCAAUGCCUUUUUAAAACACUUGGAAGCAAUAGUAUGAAGAAGCACUAGAUAUGAGUGUCACAGUAUCCCUAAAUAAAUGGAUUCAUGCAUUUUCCCCAAGUAACUUAGUGCUACAGUUCAAUUUAUUCAACUGUUCAGAAUGGUGUGACUGAAAUGAAUGUUAAUAUAACAUUAAUGUUAUAAUAUAAUAGGCUGGUUAACAAUUGUAAAAUUCUUUGUUAGCUGUGUGGAAGUCAGACUUCUGUGCAGCAAUUGCAUAUUGCUACUACUAAUAUAACUAAUUUCAUACAACUCAACUUGACUGUUCAUAUUCCUGGGAAGUUUAAGAUACUAUUUUUCAUAUUCAAGAUCCCAAGCAAAGGCUCCUUGUGAAUUAAUUUACAGGAAAGAAUAAACCUUUGUUUAUUCUGUGCAUCACUGUCAGCGUAAUGUCAUACUUAAAAUGAGAUGUUACAGUCUUUAUAUAAUAAAUGUGCAGUUUAUUGUCUCUGUACCCUUGACUGAAAUGCUAAAAUUGAUGUGUGUAUUCUUUCAGACUUUAGUAAUUCCUACCAUUUGUGGAUGAAGCAAUACUCCAGAGACUGCUUUUGCAUCACAUUUCUCAGAUGAAAUUCAGGCAAUUUUCUGUGGAUACCAUCCCACCUAGUCAGCUUACAUGUGUAGAUCACUACGUUACUGUGUUAGCCACUGCCUCUAUGCAGCAAUGACAAUACUGGAAGAAGCAAACCAAGAAGUAAACAUGCACUCCUCUGUCCGGUACUUGGGCUAUUUAGCCAGGAUUAAUCUAUUGGUUGCAAUAUGUAUGGGCCUUUACGUCAGGUGGGAGAAGACUGCAGAUGCAUUAAUUCUUGUAAUCUUUAUUCUGGGACUGUUUGUUCUUGGAAUUGCCAGUAUACUUUAUUACUAUUUUUCAAUGGAAGCAGCAAGUUUAAGUCUCUCUAAUCUUUGGUUUGGAUUUUUACUUGGCCUUCUCUGUUUUCUGGACAAUGAUUCUUUUAAAAAUGAUGUGAAAGAAGAAGCAACUAAAUAUUUGCUGCUUUCUGCAAUAAUAAUAAGAAUACUAUAUGCUUUUGUGCAAAGAAUAUGUGGUUGUGUUCAUCAUCGACCCACUUUGCUUACAUCUGUUGAAUUUCUUGAGCUGGUUGGAUUUGCAAUUGCUAGCACAACUAUGCUGGUAGAAAAGUCGAUGAGUAUUAUCUUGUUGGUUGUGGCUUUGGCAAUGCUGAUUAUUGAUUUGCGGAUGAAGUCCUUCCUGGCUAUUCCAAAUUUGGUAAUCUUUGGAGUCCUUGCCUCUUCAUUAUUUUUUCCAUCCUUAUUUUUUCCAAAUCCAUUUGCCUUGGGAUGUUUUUUUACCUGUCUAAUAACAGACCCUCUUCUUGAUGUUUACUUCAGUGGACUUUCUGUUACAGAACGUUGGAAACCCUAUCUCUAUCGUGGUAGAGUCUGCCGAAGAUUUUCAGUCAUCUUUGUGGGACUUAUUGAACUUAUUUAUUUCAUUUUAUCAGCCUUUAAACUAGGUUAUUUGGAUCUCUGGUAUUUUGUGAUACCAGGUUUUGCCAUUUUUGGUGUUUUCUGGAUGGUCUGCCAUGUAAUUUUUCUCAUAACUCUCUGGGGAUUUCAUACAAAAUUGAAUGACUGUCACAAAAUCUAUUAUACACACAGGGCAGAGAGCAGCAGCCUUGACAGAGUCAUGGCAUCUAAAGGAAUGCGCCAUUUUUGUUUAAUUUCAGAACAGCUUGUCUUUUUCAGCCUUGUAGCAACAGCAGUUUUGGGGGCUGUGUGUUGGCAGAAAUCCAAUGGAAUCUUCAUGAGUGUGUUUCUGAUUGUCUUGCCUCUUGAAUCCAUGGCCCAUGGAUUAUUUCAUGAACUUGGAAACUGUUUGGGAGGAACAUGUGUUGGUUAUGCAGUUGUGAUUCCUACCAAUUUCUGCAGUCCUGAUGGCCAACCAACUUUGCUUCCACCUGAGCAUGUACAAGAACUAAAUUUGAGAUCAACUGGCAUGCUUAAUGCCAUCCAAAGGUUCUUUGCAUAUCACAUGAUUGAGAGUUAUGGCUGUGACUAUUCCACAAGUGGCCUUUCUUUUGAUAAACUCCAUUCUAAGCUGAAAUCUUUUCUCGAACUUCGGACACCUGAUGGACCCAGACAUGAUACCUAUAUAUUAUAUUACAGUGGCCAUACUCACAGUUCUGGAGAAUGGGCACUCGCAGGUGGUGAUGCAUUACGACUUGACACAGUUCUAGAAUGGUGGAGAGAAAAAAAUGGCUCUUUUUGUUCACGGCUUAUUAUAGUGUUAGACUGUGAGAAUGCUCUUCCUUGGGUCAAAGAAGUAAGAAAAAUCAGUGACCAGUAUAUUGCAGUUCAAGGAGCAGAGCUGGCUAAAGUGGUAGACUUAGAAGAAUCAGAUCCUCCCCAUCUUGGUGAUUUUACUAGAGAAUGGGUUGAAUACAACUGUAACCCUGACAGUGACAUCAGCUGGUUUGAAGAGGGACGUACAGUGAAAGCUGCAUAUGGAGUGUCAAAACGAUGGAGUGACUAUACUUUACAUUUGCCAACUGAAAGUGAUAUUGCCAAGCAUUGGAUGAUAUAUUUCCCCCGCAUCACCUAUCCACUGGUUCAUCUAGCAAACUGGUUCUGUGGUCUUAACCUCUUCUGGGUCUGUAAAGCUUGUUUUAGGUGUCUGAAAAGAUUAAAAAUGAGUUGGUUUCUUCCCACAAUAUUGGACACAGGACAAGGCUUCAAACUCAUCAGAUCUUAAUUAUGAACCAAAGAUGAGCAGAACUUAAAGCUCUUUCUGGGACUUCAAAACAUGACUGACUUGUACCUUUUUUAUUUGUAACAGUUUACUAUUUGAAGAAACAUUGCUACUUUUGUAGCUUUAUUCUCUUUGCUCACUCUCCUGAGCAACCCUAAGAUUUGCAAAGGGUAAAACACUCCAGUAGAAAACAAGGACAGUAUAGGUGUUAAUUAAAAUAUGUUCUUGAGUUGGAUAUGAACUUCAUAAAAGCCAUUAAAUAUGACAGUGUGAUUGAGAGACAGAUUGUGUGAUCAUUUGUAUUGGAGCUGUCUGAUCUAAAUUGACACAAUUUCCUUGCUUUUUAUUGUUAGAUUCUUCUUAUGUUUUCAGCCCUCCACAUGGCAGUUAUAGUCACAUACCUGUAUGUGAAAGUAAGCAAGCCUACCUACAGGCUAUUUAUUUCCAAGUAACCUAGGAUAGUAGCCAUAAAUGUUUCAUCUUGGAAUGGAUAGUGAAUACCUGAUAAUAGUUUCAGAGUAUCUAACAGCCUUAAAUAGAAAUAUGGAAUUUAGUUUUGUUUAACUUGGUAUAAAAUUAGUUUGUCACUACUACCCAACAGCAUUACAUUCAUUACAUAUGAAGACAAUAAGCUGAAACAUUCUUAUUUACCCAAACUGCAACAAGCAAUCUCAACUGCCAGGAGAAUAAAAAGGUUUAACUUGUAGGACUAAAUAUUUGCUCUUUCCUCCUUAGGUAUCUAGCCUAAAUCUGUUUAAUUGCAAAACUGGAAAGGAGGAAGGAGUAAAAAUCUAAACUUGAACAUGGGCUUAAAAUGUGUUCAUGUAAAACAGAGGUUUUAUAAUUUAACUACCUUUUGAAUUUUUCCAGCUGUUGGCAUUUUAGCACAAUCUAAUAAUAAAUAGCAACUGAUAUUCAUAUACUGCUAGUUUUAUCACUUUGCUCAAACUGGCAGAUCUAACUUAAACUAAAAUUAUUGUAAACUGGCAUCCUUUCAAUUUAAUUUCCUUUACCAUGAAAGCUAAGUUUAGGUGACAAGUUUGUAUCUAUCAUGCAAAUUGUAUUAAAGCACAACAUAAUGAAAGCAUAGGGUUGUAUCAAAUGUUAGCCCUCCUUAGAGUUGCCCUGUUGAAAUAAAUGGGGCUUAAGCUAGACUAAUAUUGGAUGCAACCUUUAUAUACCAAGGCAAAGAUAGUCAUGGAUAUUUAUAAACAUAUCACUUUAUACGCAAAUGCUUGUAUCCACUUUUUAAAUGAACACUUGUUUUCUGAUUAUUAGCUACCUGUGUUUUUGCUUCAAACACUUCCAUAAAGCACUGUAAAAUAAAUAUUAAAUCCAUUAAGGGUGCAGUCCAGUGCUCCUAGACAUUGUCUGAGGAAACACAGAAUAUUAGAAAUUUCUACCUCUAAAACCAGACAGAGCUAAGACCUUGGAGAUAAGGAUAAAACUGCUCAGAUCUCCGCACCACUCUUAUGUCACAGAAUGCUCUAUGGCAACUCCUCUUUCAUGACUUGGUGUUACAAGCUUGGACAGUGAAAGGAAAAAGAGGAUCUGUCAAUAGAAGGGGAGAGGGAAAGCUCUCUUGCAGCUUUUCCAGCCCCACCCCUGAUUUUGUGAAUCCACUAAACUCAGGCCUGUCUAGUGGAACUAUUUUAAAAGGAAGGCCAAGGGGCAAAAUACCUAUCACACUUACAACCCUGCUAGCCUCAGUCUGGGAAGACAUAGGAAUCUUGGAUGCUUCAUUCAGUGGCACUGCACCUUAACCACCAUUUCCAAAUCCAGUCACUUUGCUACAUUUUAUAGAGUCUUUGUUUAAAAUGUCCAUUUAGCCAUACUAGUAUAGAUAACAUCUCAUGAAUGGUAGUUUCACAUGAAGCUUUUGUCUUCAAGAGAUCAUGUUUUUGCAGAAUCAUAAAUUUAUUGGUAAUAACCUCAUGCAUCACCUAUCUCCCAUCAGCAGGAAUGUUUUGCCAGAACAUAUGGCCUCAAACUACCCAUUUGCACACAGGGAUGACCAAAGGUACAGAUUAAUUCCAUGAUAGGUUGUAUAGCACACCAACAAUUGCAAACUGGGGCUCCAUGAUUAUUAAAUUCAGAUCAAGGUCUGACGAAGAAUCAGUAGUGGUUUUCUAGAAGGACUUGUGUGCACACUUGACUGAGUGUGGCCAGAAUUUUAUAACAACCAAGAUACUGCAAAAAAAAAACAGCUCAAUGGCCUAUCACAAGUUUAGGAUGAUUGUUAAGCAUGGAGCCAAGUCCAGGUAAGGUCAACAGCAGUUUGCCUGCCCUGUGCCAAGAAAAUGACUUGGAAAUAUUGGGAUCUGCUGCUGGUUCAGGCAAGGUGUUAGCUUUGAUUCCAAACAUAAAUGUUUAUGUUUAAAUAGUCUGCAGAAUAACACCAUGCUUAAGAAAGCGAAGAAAACUGAAAAUUUCCUGACAUUCAACAUCUUGCAGAUCUAAUUUUUAAUACUGUUUUAGACAGAAGUGUUUCUCUAAAGAGAUUAUCUUGACUCUUACAUGUCACUGAUGCUUUCUAUCUCUUCAUUUUUCAUAAUGUGGAAGUGCUGAUGUUUCAAAAUGGUUUACAUGUAAUUAGAAAGCAGAUAAAUGGUCUACAUAAAAGGGGUAAGCCAUUUCCUUUCUCUUCCAAUUGCAUUUUUAUGUUCUAAAUUUUUAGCAGUGUUUUGAAGACUCCUCAACAUUGAAAAUUGAACAUUUCUAUUGAAUAAAGUAUGUUUCUUUUGGGUUGUAAAAUGCUUAACUAAGAGUGAGCUAAACCUCAGUGUUUAAAGGGUUUAUUGCUGGCACUGAUUAACACUACUAUUGAAAUAUUUACUUUGUUACCAUUCAGAUUUUUUUAAUAGAACAUGUUCUAUAAAGGUGAUAUUUAAAUAUA